GGCAGCCCAGCCCCUCACUCGCUCUUGCUCUUCCUGAGUGGUCGAUCACGGUGCCUGCGGUCCACGCCCCCCUGUCCGUCUCAUCCUCUGCUCUGAGUCUACAGUAGCCUACCUCUUUAUCAAUAACUCGCUGCAGCCCGUCUGUACUUUAUUGCGCGGUGAUUGAAUCCAGCUCAAUUUGUGCGCCGCCGCUUGAAGUAAACCAGCGCUUACACUACGGUCCAGUCUUUCUGACCCACCGGCUCCUUGAAUAACACCUCUCUGCUUGGCUGGAACAUCGUGUCCUUUGUGGAAAAGAUGACUGCAAAGCAUCGAAGGGGGAAAGGCAACCACAAACAUGAAGAUAACUUUUUCAAAAAUGAAGUUACGGAGUCAGAAGUUCGCACAGGAGUGGAUAAUCACGCUCUCCACUUGGUUUUAUUUCUGCUGAUUGUAAUUGGCGGUGCCACUGGCGCAUGGUUCUGUUUCCAGCAGCACCAAACUUUAACCUACUUAACAGACAAUCUCAUGGGCAUGCAGAUGAAAAUAGUCAAACUACAGUCCUCCCACGAAGAAAUGCGACAGUCAAGUAGUGAGCAGCACGUUUCCGAGAGCCUGGAGACCCGCCUGAAUGCCCUGGAGGACUCUUAUGCUUUGGCCCAGAAACAGGUGGGCAUGGCCUUGGCUACAGCUGAACAGCUCAAGACGUCUGACCUGCCUGCUCAGGUGCUGUCUCUCCACACGGAGAUGAAAGCCCGCCUGGCAGAGAUGCAGCAGGCCACGGUGUCUCUGGAGCAGCUGAGCCAGCUGCAGACCAUGCUGAAGGGGAAGAGUGAGGAGUUUGAGGGUGUCAGGAUUCACGUGGAGGACCUGGCCACACUGAGCGCUGAGCUUUCCCAGAAGGUUGAGGUCUUGACAGGGAGCGUGGGAGAAGUGGAAUCAAAGCUGGAGGACCGAGUUGGACAGGUUGCCACGCUGAGUGCCACCCUGGACGGACAGGCCGCCGAGGUGCUCCGACUGAAGGAGCAGCUGGACACCUACCAGGCUCAGCUUGAGGCCAGCACACUGGAGAUGGCUACCGUCAGAGGGCUGCUUGAGAGUGAACAGUCCCAGCGGCUCCAGCAGGCCAGUGUGGAGGAGCAGCUCAAUACGCCAGUGGGACAGACAGAGAAAGAGACAGCUUCCGCAGCCGAAGAAGAGGAAGCCCCUGCAGCUGAGGAAAAGGAAGCCCCUGCAGCUGAGGAAGAGGAAGCCCCUGCAGCUGAAGAAGAAGCUGCAGCAGCAGCAGCAGACGAAGAGGAAGUUCCUGCAGCAGAAGAACAAGAAGAAGAAGCUGAAGCUCCUGCAGCCGAAGAAGAGGAAGCUCCUGCAGCCGAAGACGAGGAAGCUGCAGCAGGGGAAGAAGAGGAAGCCCCUGCAGCUGAAGAAGAGGCAGCUACAACAGCUAAAGAAGAGGCAGCUCCUGCAGAUGUAGAACAAGAGGCAUCCAACCCAGAAGAAGAGGCAGAGGCAGAUGAAGGAGCAGAGGCCAGUGAAGGAGAGGCAGCUGCGGAGGAUGAAGCUGGUGUGGAGCAGGAGGACUCUGUGACAGAGGAAGGGGAGGCAGGAGAGGAGGACCAGACAGAGCAGGAUGAGUCUGUUGCUUUAUCAGAAAAGACAGCAGAGGGGGAACAAAGUGAAGAAGAGCCUGAAGAGGAGAACCAGGAAGCACAUGAAGAGGAGAGUCACAAAGCAGAGGAAGAGGAAGAAGAAGAGGAGGAGGAGGAGGAGGCAGUGUCUGAAGGAGAGAAUGGACUGGGAGGGGAGGAAGUGUCAGAAGAGGAACAGCAGCAGCAGGAUAUAGCAGCUGAAGAGGAGGCUGAUGAAGAAGGAGAGGAGCCAUUAGAAAAUGAUGCUUUACCAGAGGAUGAAUGUAAGUAA
Messenger RNA from Perca flavescens (yellow perch), 1899 nucleotides. RefSeq names its product neurofilament medium polypeptide. Lineage: Eukaryota; Metazoa; Chordata; Actinopteri; Perciformes; Percidae. The record is from RefSeq and is a predicted model, not a curated record. Bases 298 to 1899 code for a protein of 533 amino acids. The transcript has 5 exons.